CAGUGAAGUUGGUGGUAGUCAACAGAAGUCUUGACAUGACAUUAGCAAGGAAGAUUCUUAUUGAGACCCACACAUAGAAAAGCCCACAGGAGAACUGUGAGAGCUCACUUCAGGAUGAAGUUGCAAGAGCUAAGUACAUUUAACACCAGCAAAUGCUAUCCAUUGACCAACAGAUGCAAGAAGGUCCUUCUUCCAACAACUACAGCUCCUGUGAUGGGAACCAGGCUACUUGGAGCGCAGCUUCCUCUCCUGCUGCUGUUGGCUGGCCUGCAGAGACCCACGGUGAGUUCCCAGGCUGCUAUUAAAAUCAACUUUGACUUGGCACCAAAUUCCUUUGAUGACCAAUACCAAGGCUGCAGCCAACAGGUCAUAGAGGAGCUAAGUCAAGGGGAUUAUUUCAAGAAAGAACUAAAAGGCCGAAGGAAUUAUUCCAGGGUCUGGCAUAAUGCUCACCUAACCUGGCUGGGCCGAGAUAAAGCCCUCCCUGAGAACAUGACUAUCACGCACGCUGUGGUCAUUUUGGUUUACACAUUGAACAACAAUGUUCGCUCUGACUUCACCAGAGCCAUGGCCAGCGCUGGCAGGACUCCAUGGCAGUAUAAACAUUCAUUCCAUUUCAAGUAUCUACACUACUAUCUGACCUCAGCGAUCCAGCUGCUGAGGGAAAGGAUUAUAAUGAAGAAUGACUCUCUGUGUUAUGAGGUGUAUCACGAGGCUGAUUUCUACUUGGAAGCUUACGUAGGUGCCAUCCUUCGAUUUGGCCAAUUCCUCUCCACCUCCCUCUUAAGAAAAGAGGCACAGAAGUUUGGAAACCAAACUCUAUUUACCAUAUUUACCUGCCUGGGUGCACCUAUACAAGACUUCUCUCUCAAGGAGGAGGUCCUGGUCCCUCCCUAUGAGUUGUUUGAAGUUGUAAACAUGAGCUACCACCCGAGAGGAAACUGGUUACAAUUGAGGUCAACUGGAAAUCUGAGCACAUAUAACUGUCAGCUGCUAAAAGCUUCCAGCAAAAAGUACACCCCUGCUCCUGCAGUUACUGUUGUUCUCUCCGUUUUCAUCAAUGUCAUCAUCUCUUCUGAAAGUGGAGUGUAAAGGAACCUUGCCAUUUUGAUUUUCCUGAACCCGUUUGCUUUAUUUCAGACAGGACACCCUGAAUAUCCUUGUGGAAUCACCCCUCCCCCAUAAUCAAUUGAUGCACAGCAGGCUUAGCCCAUUGUCUGUGAGUGGGCCUGUAACUCAGUAUGUUUCUUCUCCAUGGACACAGAGAUCCAUGCUAGAGUAGAAAAUAACCCAAUCAGAGUCUGUGAGAUAAAUUCAGGGUAUUAUUUUGGCACUGGGAUUAGGAUUGGGGUGGGGCAUUUUUUUUAAUGGAGAUGACCAAAAACAGAAUAUGAGCCCAGAGCUGCUAGCAGCUAUCAUGUCCCCAAGAGGGGAGACCUUAUCUCCCUGAGAAUGGAGUUAACACAGUAAAGGGAGAGUUAAGAAAAGAAAAAAAAACUAGGUCCACAUGCAAGUGUAUGAGCCCCUAUAUCCAACUGUGUCUGAAACUGGACACUGUGGGCUUUUUAAUUACAUGAAUCAAUAGAUUAUAUUUUUGCUUAAAUAAUUUGAAUUAAACUUUUUAUCUCAAGCAGUUGGGGGAGUUAUGAUGAAUGUAAGGACACACCAUUAAUUUUUAUUUAGUAAUCCUAAAUAAGAACAAAUCAAAUCUUGAGUUAGAAAGCAAAGGACCACUUCUUCAUCAAAUGGAAAAACUUUGAGACCCAGAGACAUAAUUAAGGAGGGAAUGUUCUUCAGAGAUUUUUAUUAGUAUUCAAGACCAAAUUAGUGUGGCCUCAGAUGGGUGGAAACUUAAGAAAUACAAAGGAAAGAUGUUAGUGAAAUCACUAUCACUGCUGGCAAUGGGGUGUUGCAUAAAUAUUUCUAAAUUACAAAAAAUAAAAUUUAAACUCAUAUGUUAAUUUAUAUAGAACUUAAUGAAAAUUGGAUUUUAAGUAUUCAUCAUUAAUUCACAUUUUUAAGAACAUGUAUAGAGGACCCAUGUAAUACACAACAAGAUGGGGAUUGACUGAGGGGGCAGGAGACAGCAACAGGAGAAAUAUUGGGACAACUGUAAUUGAACAAGAAUUUUUUAAAAAGGAAAGCGUGUGGAUGUGUGUGAAGAUAAAGUCAAAGAUAUGAGAGAAGAAAAGCAUCUAGCUACAAGCAAAUAUCAACAAUAUAUUGAGUCUCCAUUAUAUGCAAACAAUGAGGUAAAAAGAAGGAUAAAUCUUUGAAUUUCGCAGUUGGGAAUGUUCCCCCCCUCUUCUUCCAGGAAUACACCAUAUAGGUGCAGUGAUGGGAGGUUACCUGACCUCAUCUCCAAAGACCCUUGUAUUGGGCUAAAUGGAGUGAAAGUGAGAGGUAGCUUCAUACCUUUGAAUUCUGAAAGUCCAUGCUACUUAGAGAUUUGGAUAAGAAACAGCAAAAGUGAAAAUCAAUUCAUGUAGCCCAAGUAGGACUUCCUGAAGGGUCUGUGUCAUGAUAGAGGAAACUCAGUGGGAAAUUAGAGGUAUAAAAUCACCUGGUAGAGAAGUCAGCCAUCUAGUACUAUGAUUGUUUACAUUGGGACUUUGAGAAUAUCAGGGCCGAGGACACUUCUGUCACGUAGCUUGCGAUGGACUCUGUACCCAAUAAAGCCAGCAUGGAGUUUCCAUAAAGAUAAUUUCUAUGUUCACUACACAGGGACUUUGGCAGGUUAGUGGCUAUCUGGGAUCCAAGAAAGCUUUGAAGUAAGCUUUUGUUAGUGAGGCAGUGAUGAAAUAUAUCAGGAAUAGGCUCCCAACAUCUUGGAUAUUUUUUUCUGGGCCAUAUUAAGGCAUUUACUCAGUCAUACUAUGCACAAAACAUUUUUGGGAUUAAACAUUGAAUAUACUAGGCCAGAUCUUCCAUGAAUUAAUGAGCUCUUGGGAAAAAUUAAGAAAAGAACACAAAUAAAUCACAAAGGAAAUACAAAAAAAAGAGGAAAAUCAAGUCUUCCACUCAUGAAAAUCCAGAAGAGAGAGUCCUUCUAACUGAGGCAAGAUGAGAAGCUUCACACAGGAGAUAGCAUUUGAGUGAGCUCUUAAGACAUUGAAGCAGGAUCAAGGGGUGAGAGAAAGGAAGGAAAACAGUAGGGACAAGAAUGUAUCAAGUGUUUAGUGCCAAAAGUAAGUACAAAUAAUAAGUUUUUGGAGUUUAGAGAAAAAUGAGAUUCCUCUGGCCUGAGGCUGGAUAUAGCUUUCUAUCAGAGCAGAGGCUUAGGGGAGGAGCUUCACAUUGGUGGGAAAGAAAGCUGAGUAGAAAAAAGAGGUGAGAUAGAGGGAUGGUCAAGGCAUAUCAGGGUCAGAAAACAGACAGGUCUGCCAGAGUGGAGGAGUAAUGUAGACUGGAGCGGAAAGUUGAAGCCUCUCAGUUAAGCUCAAAAGCCAGACUAAAGCAUUUGAUCUCCACAAAAAGUCAGUCUUCUGGGUAAGAAAAUUCUCCUAAAUCAGUUACUCUUAAAGCAUGCUCCCAGUAUCAGCAGCGACCGCAUCCCUGAAGAACCUGUUAGACAUGUGAAUUCUAGGACCUGAACCCAAAUCUAUGGAAUCAACAACUGAAAUCGUGUUUAAUAAACCCUCCUGGCUUGUGACAUAUGUGAUUAUAGUCCUGAAGGGAAUAAUGAAGUUUUUUUAAAAGAUAAAUUCGUUCUUCCUUUGCCUGCUUCUGUUUUACUGAAUUGAUCUCUGGAGACAGAAAUGAUUUUCUUGAAUCAAGUAGAUUUGUGGGUUUAGGUAAGGAGGAAUGUACAUGGUUUGCAUUCUCUCAACCUCUGCCUGUAGUCUCAAUUUUUAGAGCAAGGAGUCUGUAAAGUGCACCAUAGAUUUAACAUGAUUCAAAGCUUAAGUUGAUGAAACUUUAGAAGACCAGUUUCAAAAAAUUCUCUGUAAUUUCUGUACCUUUGUUAGGCUGAGAUAUCUUCUGAAGAUAAAGAGACCUUCAGAUAUGCAUUAAUUCACAUGGAGUGUUAACAGAGACUACAUUGUAAGAGUGCAUAGUACCUAUCUCCUAUUAUAAUUUUAUUAAAGUAACACAUGCAUCUCUUUUUUUGUAGAUACAAAAACACUGUGGACUCACUUAUUAAUUUUAUCCUUAUAAUACAGUGUCCUAAUAUGCUUAUCUGCUUGUCCUGAGGUUUUCUAUUUGCUCUUACUUAAAAAAAACAAUCUACUAAAAGAAAAUUUUGGUAGAGUUUGGUUUGAUUGGGGAAUGAGGAUUCUAUGCCUGAAUUGCCUAAUGAUCUGAAUCAAAUGGACUUACACUAAGUGGACUGGUUCUUGAUUUGGUAAAAUUCAACAGACAUUAUUUAGCUGGAUGUUCUCAGACAUACCAAGAUGUGCUAAACAUUGUCUAUGGAUAGAACGUGUGCAUGGGAGGGGAGCUAUUAUAAAAGUAUUACAGGACUUUUCUUUCUAUCUUUCUUCCUAUUGUUAUUUUUUAGUAACUAAGGAGGUUACCUUGGUGGAAGUGAUUGCAUAGAAGGCUAAAAAACAUGUAGAAUACCUUCUUCCUCCCUCUUCAUCAAAUGCCCACACGUAAUUUCUUUCCCUUUUUGUUUCUCAUGCUUCAGACUUUUUUGAACAGAGUAUAGAGAAAAUCUCUUUUUAAAGGAAAAAGUGAGAUUUAAAAUUUUAAAUGAGAAAAACAACUUAGGCAUUUUCAGAAAGAAAAUUCAAAUAAAAAACUAGAGUGAUUAAUUGCUUUUCAACAAAGUUCCUACUGGAUGUCAUGUGAAAUACGGCAAUCUUGAGAGCAUACAUUUACAGUGCAUGAGAGCCAAAGACUUUGUGGUAGGCAAAUGAACUGGUCUGACUUUUCUUCCCCAAUACAAGCACAUCUCAAACAUCCUACUUCUCCAAGUGUUAUAUGGUGUUUUCACUGAGAAAGAUUAGAUCACCUCCAUUUUCCAGCCUCUAAUAUCUCCUAAUCACAAGACCUCAGUAGGACACAAAUGAAAAUAAAUCAUCUACUCUAACCUCAUUUAUGUAAGAAAAUUUUAUUCUCAUCCAUUGUUCUUAUUUACUUCUGGAUAAAUCUUAUCAAAAGUACUAAGUGAUUGCUUAUGAUAGUCAAGACCCUGAGAUGUACAGAAACUGAGUGACAGAAAUGCAGAGGGUUAUUUUAUAUGUUUCCUAACCCUCAACAGUUGUUUCUGCCAGAUUAUCUAGUGGUAAUUGUUACAUUUGCCUGGACUUUGCACUAUAGUAACUAGAAAUAUAGUUACUAAGUGGAAAUUAGUUUGAAGUUAUUUCAGUUAUCCUUUAAGAUGAAAUACAAUAUUUAGAAACAUCCUCAAAUGUAAUAUUAUCUUGA
Molecule: messenger RNA, 5373 nt
Organism: Phyllostomus hastatus (greater spear-nosed bat)
Lineage: Eukaryota; Metazoa; Chordata; Mammalia; Chiroptera; Phyllostomidae
Gene: ART4
Product: ADP-ribosyltransferase 4 (inactive) (Dombrock blood group)
Exons: 3
Coding region: 115-1092 (325 amino acids)
Molecular function (GO): NAD+-protein-arginine ADP-ribosyltransferase activity; NAD+ poly-ADP-ribosyltransferase activity
Source: RefSeq, a predicted model, not a curated record